Messenger RNA from Fulvia fulva, 1278 nucleotides. RefSeq names its product putative acetate kinase. Bases 1 to 1278 code for a protein of 425 amino acids. Lineage: Eukaryota; Fungi; Ascomycota; Dothideomycetes; Mycosphaerellales; Mycosphaerellaceae. Gene Ontology annotation, biological process: acetate metabolic process; phosphorylation. The record is from RefSeq and is a predicted model, not a curated record. Gene Ontology annotation, molecular function: acetate kinase activity. The transcript has a single exon.
AUGCCUAACAAGAUCAUACUCGCCAUCAAUGCCGGCUCUUCCUCCGUCAAAGUCUCGGUCUACUCCUACGAAGCCGGCCAAACAUCAGAUCCCAAAGAGCUCGCAGCAAUCCAAGUCUCGGGCCUCACAGCGCCUCUCGCCACCCUCAAAUAUGACCGCGGCGACGAACACAUCAAAGGCCAAGAGCUUUCCGAUGUGAAAGGCCAAGAAGGCGCCUUCGACUACAUAAUCAGGCGCCUCACCUCCGACCCUGGCCUGGACGUCCUAAACCACCCCGAUGACAUCGAGUUCGCCUGCCACCGCGUAGUUCACGGCGGCGACUACGACCGUCCCACCCGCAUAGACCGGGAUACAUACCACCACCUCGAGAAACUCUCUGACCUGGCACCACUCCACAAUGCAGGAGCCCUGACAAUCGUUCGAGCUGUACACAAAAAGUGUCCCAAAGCCUCAAACGUCGCAUUCUUCGACUCCGCUUUCCACGCCACGAUCCCGAAAGCUGCCAGAACCUACGCCAUCAACCAAGACAUCGCCGAGCGUAACAAGCUCCGCAAAUAUGGGUUCCACGGUCUCUCCUAUGCUUUCAUCACGCGAAGCGUAGCAUCUCACUUGAACAAAGCCCCCGAACAAACCAACAUCAUCGCUCUACACCUUGGCUCCGGCGCAUCAGCCUGUGUCAUCAAAAAUGGCAAAUCAAUGGACAACUCCAUGGGUCUCACACCCCUAGCUGGCCUCCCCGGAGCAACGCGAUCCGGAGACGUAGACCCCUCUCUAAUCUUCCACUUCACACACGAUGCCGGCAAACUCAGUCCCAGCAGCACAAAGGACAUGAACAUCACCCAAGCGGAAGAAAUCCUCAACAAAAAGUCCGGCUGGCAAGCCAUCACCGGCACCACAGACUUCGGCACAAUCCUCAAGAAAGCCGCCGAAGGCGAUGAGAAAUGCCAGCUCGCCUUUGACAUCCUUGUCGAUCGCUUGUGCGGAUACGUCGGGAGCUACUACGUCAAGCUGGAGGGGAAAGUCGAUGCCGUGGUGUUUGCGGGUGGGAUUGGGGAGAAAGGGGCGCAGUUGAGGAAGGCUGUGAUGGAGAAGGCGAGGUGCUUGGGGUUUGAGCUUGAUGAGGGGAGGAAUGAGAAGCCGGGCGAUGGGGUUGUGGUUGAUGUUGGGAGUAAGGGGAGUAGGCAGAGGGUGUUGGUGUGUCAGACGGAUGAGCAGGUCGAGAUGGCGACGCAGUGUGCAAAGGGGGCGGAUGAGUUGAGGAGGCCGUCGUCGUCGUGA